This is a messenger RNA of Frankliniella occidentalis (western flower thrips), 1139 nucleotides long. RefSeq names its product apoptosis-stimulating of p53 protein 1-like. The transcript has 3 exons. Gene Ontology annotation, cellular component: nucleus. Gene Ontology annotation, biological process: regulation of apoptotic process. Gene Ontology annotation, molecular function: p53 binding. Bases 371 to 1120 code for a protein of 249 amino acids. The record is from RefSeq and is a predicted model, not a curated record. Lineage: Eukaryota; Metazoa; Arthropoda; Insecta; Thysanoptera; Thripidae.
CGCUGGGUGUGGACGCGCCGCCGCGUAGCGCCGCCGAGCCGAGCCGAGAGCCGAGCCGAGAGCCGAGCGAGCACGCUCUCGCCGCCGCACCGCGCCGCUCGGGCCGGCCGCGCUGUCGAGGAACACACAAUAAAAGAAACCAUCGGGAACAUUGUCACCUUUGAGGUGCAGCACUGCUUGUGCUGAACUGUUGUUGUUGUUGUUCCAGACGAUUUUGUGAAGUGUGAUUGGUGGUUGUCCCCCAGUGAGUGAGUGCGCCGUGUGCUUGUCGGAUACGCCCCUGAUAGCCAUGCACUGUGGGAUGCAGUAGCGGCCGACAGGGUGCCGCCAGGACGCUGAUGCAGCCGCCAAGGUGACGAGGAGCACCGCCAUGUUGGCGUGCGCGCGGCACAGCCCCGUGCAGCCCGCCAUCUUCAAGCGGCGCCCCGGGGGCGGGCCCGGGGGCGGACCCGGUGGUGGUCCCGGGGGCGGUCCGCCGCGCCCAAGACCCCCGGGGGGCGCCGUGGCGGUGGGGCCGCUGGCGCACCCGGGACUCGGCCAGGGCGGCGUCAUCGUCGUCACGUCCAUCGGCGUCAAGGGCGGCAGCGUCACCAGGAUCAAGCGCGUCGAGGGCCCUCCGCCGCCUUCCUCGUGCUCGUCCUCGUCGUGCACCUCGACGGCGUCCUCCACCUCCACUUCGGCGUCCUCCUCGUCCUCGACGUCGGGGUCGUCGUCGCCGGCGGCCUGCCUACCCAAGCCCGGCAGGGCGGUGUCGGUCGCCAAGUCAGCGGAUGAGAAGGUAGCGACCAGGGUGCCGGGCGGCGGGGUGUCGCUGACGCUGGGCGAGCUCCAGGACAUGGCGGCCCGCCAGCAGCAGCAGCUGGAGGUGCAGCACCAGCUGCUGUCCGCUCGCGAGCAGCGCCUGCACUUCCUCAAGCAUGGCCAGGCGCAGGGCUUGCAGGGCGGCCAGCCGGACGGCGAGCGGCUGCGCCGGCUGCGCGAGCGCGUCGAGGCGCAGGAGCAGAAGCUGCGCAAACUGCGGGCGCUGCGCGGCCAGGUGGACGGCAACAAGCUCAGCAACGCCGCACUCAGUGAGUAUUCCUUUUAUUUAUUUUUAUUUUCCCCACACCGCCCACUUUGAAACGUUUCGUACACUACCA